Eleginops maclovinus (Patagonian blennie) is the source of this 3176-nucleotide messenger RNA. Its product is annotated as ectonucleotide pyrophosphatase/phosphodiesterase family member 2-like. Bases 271 to 2208 code for a protein of 645 amino acids. The record is from RefSeq and is a predicted model, not a curated record. Gene Ontology annotation, molecular function: zinc ion binding; alkylglycerophosphoethanolamine phosphodiesterase activity; nucleic acid binding. The transcript has 20 exons. Gene Ontology annotation, biological process: phosphatidylcholine catabolic process. Lineage: Eukaryota; Metazoa; Chordata; Actinopteri; Perciformes; Eleginopidae.
AAUGACGAUAGCACAAGGUUUUCAAGACAAACUGGGAACCAGCAUGACAGUAACUAGCUUCAUCCCUCUGUGCUUGGUCUUUGAAUGAUCAUUUUCAUUGGCUUAUGCAUGUAUGUUUUAUAAAGUUUAAAAUGUAAAUGUUUCCUCCAAGGUGAGUGUGGUACGUCAGCACCCUACAUUCGACCAGUCUACCCAACAAAGACUUUCCCAAAUUUAUACACCCUAGCCACAGGUCUGUACCCAGAGUCUCAUGGCAUUGUGGGAAACACCAUGGUUGAUCCCAAGUUUAAUGCCACCUUCACCCUGCGCUCCAGGGAGAAACUGAACCACCGCUGGUGGGGCGGACAGCCAAUUUGGAUCACAGCAAAGAAACAAGGAGUGAAAGCAGCUUCUUUCUUCUGGCCAUGGAUGAUUCCUCUGGAGAGAAGGAUUUUGACUAUCCUGAGCUGGCUGCAUCUGCCUGAUAAUGAGAGGCCAGACGUUUAUGCCGUGCACUCGGAGCAGCCUGAUACCUUCGGACACCGCCUGGGGCCGCUCAGCAGUGAGCUGGAUAACCCUCUCAGAGAGAUUGAUAGCAUCAUUGGUCAGCUGAUGAACGGUCUGAAGCAGAUGAACCUGCAUCGCUGCGUCAACGUCAUUGUCGUAGGAGACCACGGUAUGGAGGAGGCUCACUGUGACCGCACAGAGUUCCUCAGCAGCUACCCGCUGAACAUAGACGAGAUCCAGCUGAUCCCCGGCUCGGUGGGCAGAAUACGACCCCGAGAUCCCAAAUCCUCCACUUAUGACCCAAAAGUAGUGGUGGCAAACCUCACUUGUAAAAUGCCGACGCAGCACUUCAAGCCGUACCUAAAGCAACAUUUACCCAAGAGGCUUCACUACGCUAACAACCGCAGGAUCGAGGACGUCCACCUAUUGAUGGAGAGGAAGUGGCACAUUGCAAAGAAAAUGCCCGAAAAAUGGAGGAAACGAUGUGGUUUCUUUGGUGACCACGGCUUUGACAACAAGAUAACCAGCAUGAGGACCAUAUUCAUGGGUCAUGGACCAAGUUUCAAGUUCCAGAAAAAAGUGCCAGUGUUUGAAAAUAUAGAAUUAUACAACGUCUUGUGUGAUCUGUUAGGGUUGAAGCCGGCCCCUAACAAUGGGACGUACGGCAGCCUGAACGAAAUGCUGAAAGAUCCUCCGUUCGAGCCCAGCAUGCCAGAGGAAGUGACAGCGCCGUCUCCAGCGUCUGACCCUGACACCGUCGUGAGCCACGACCUGGGCUGCAGCUGUGACGAUGAGAAUAAAGUGGAGGAGACGAUUGAAGCCUUCAGUCCUGCACCUGAUGGGAUGUACAGUUACAACAGUACUCACCUCCCGUUUGGUCGUCCUGCCGUCAUGUUUGACACUCAGUACAGUCUGCUCCAUCAUGUGGAGUUCAUCAGCGGCUACAGCAAGGAGCUGGCCAUGCCUCUGUGGACAGCAUACACACUCCCGCGACAGGGGCAGAACACGACGGAGGUGCAGGAACAUCAAAACAUAAACACAAAGGAGGACAUGACUCCCAUCCCGGAGGUCUCCGCCGGGGCUCAGUGUAUUCGAGUGGACCCCAGAGUGUCAGCUGAUCACAGUCAGAGCUGCACCGCCUACAGCCAGAACAACCAGCUCACUUACGGACCCCUCUUCCCUCCAGAGCUGGCAUCUUCUCCAGAGUCAAGAUAUGACGCUUCGCUCAUCACCAACAUGGUCCCCAUGUACCCUGCAUUCAAGAGGAUGUGGAGUUACCUGCAGGGGACGCUGCUGAGGCGUUACGCAGAGGAAAACAACGGCAUCAACGUUCAAGCUGGACCCAUAUUUGACAACGACUACGACGGCCUGCGAGACACCACAGAGAAGAUAAAAGAGUUCUCGGGCGAAGCCCCGUCCGUCCCCACCCACUUCUACACGGUGGUGACAAGCUGCCAGGAGCUGAACCAGACUGUGGAGGAGUGUGAUGGGGAUCUGAGGGUCUUCUCCUUCCUGCUGCCCCACCGACAGGACAACACCGAGGCUUGCAAUAGUGCCGAAGAUGAGUCUCAGUGGGUGGAGGAGCUCCUGCAGUUCCAUACGGCACGAGUCCGAGACGUGGAGAUCCUGACGGGUCUGGACCUGUACCGGUCCACUAACCUCACCCUCACCAGCACCCUAAGCCUCAAAACCCACCUGCACACCUUUGAGAGUGACGACUAGAUGGACACACACACACACACACACACACACACACACACGAUAUUGCCCUUUGUAGAAGUCCUGCAUUUACCUGCAUGCUCGCUGGACUGCCUGCACAUCGUUGUUCUUGAGGAACUGCCCGAGAAGUGCUUGGAAAAGGGAACAUAUAUUCAACAUUUUAAAUUAGUUUUAAUUGGUUUGGCACGCAGUAUAAAAAGUUACAACACUAAUGUUCAUUUCUAUCCCCAAAAUAUCUGAGAAGGAAUAAGCUAGCACAGGAACGCUCCAGGAUGGGGACUUUCUCGACAGCUGCCUCUACAUAUUUCAUAAAUGCAGUUUAUCCAGGACAUCCUCGCACACAUAAAGGACUGUAUUUCUCCAUAACUAUAAACAAUGUAUACUUUAUGUUCCUACUGCCCAUUCAUUGCAUGCUGUAGAUUUAAAACAAAUUGAGUGUGUCUUUUCUUACACAUAAAAGACUUUUAAAACGUCCAUGAUUCCUAUCAGCUGAUCUGCCUGUGUAAUUGUUUUGUUUUAAUAAUUGAAAGGACUUCUCAUAGCAAACUGCACUGGAACUACAGUAACGCUGAAUGCUGUAUUGAAAAGUACAUGCUUUCCUCACAAGUGGAAAAAUGCAUUAAAACAUCUGAAAGUCUACAGCAUGUAUGGAAAAUCCUCAGCAGUAAUGUUUAAUAUCUUGAGUUAUCCGGCUUUAAAGUGCAACAUUGCUGAUGUGGUUCUGUAAAGGAGUAGUUUGACUUGAAACAGGUAAGAAAAUAUGCCCACCCACACCGCUAAUGCUCGCUAGUUAUUACAUUCUAUCUUGUUUGUUUGAUAAAAGAUGUCAAACUCUUUAAAACAACAUGUAAUAUACAUUGACAAGUAGCAAAGACUCUUAUAAACCAGUGGGGCUCGACAUAUGUACUCGAGGCUCGUAGAGACUUUUAAAGUUCCUGAAGUAUGUGGCAUUAAACACGUAAAGAAAAACA